Messenger RNA from Perognathus longimembris pacificus (Pacific pocket mouse), 554 nucleotides. RefSeq names its product cytochrome c oxidase assembly factor 6 homolog. NCBI's taxonomy places the organism in Eukaryota, Metazoa, Chordata, Mammalia, Rodentia, Heteromyidae. The record is from RefSeq and is a predicted model, not a curated record. Gene Ontology annotation, biological process: respiratory chain complex IV assembly. Gene Ontology annotation, cellular component: mitochondrion; respiratory chain complex IV. The transcript has 2 exons. The coding region runs from base 61 to 381 and encodes 106 amino acids.
ACGUGCGCGCUGCGGGCUCGGGGCCGGGGCGGAGCGUGAGCCGGGCGCGCCCCCGCGGGCAUGGCGGCCCCGACCAGGAGGGAGAGGCAGGUGUGCUGGGGCGCGCGCGACCGCUACUGGCGCUGCCUGGACGAGAACGCCGAGGACGCGGCCCGCUGCCGGGCGCUCCGGAGCUCCUUCGAGGACAGCUGCCCCGCGCAGUGGAUCAAAUACUUUGAUAUAAGAAGAGACUACUUGAAGUUUAAGGAAAAAUUUGAAGCAGGUGAAUUUGAGCCUUCAAAUCAACUGCAAAUUCCUAGGCUGUUCUUGAACUUUCUGCAAGGAUUGAAGCGAUUCUUCCUGCUCAUUCAACGCUGCUGUGCGGCGUCCAGGACGGCAUGAAUUGGGGUUUGCCCGGCGCUGCAACCUGUGUAUAGAGAGCACUCAGGAACCAGGGUGACCAGGAGCAGCCACGUCUUUCAAACGAUGAAGAACUGAAGGACCACAAAUAGGCUUAACCUUCAUCUACAAAGAAAUUGAUUUUGAGAAAAAAAGUAAAGCCUAUUAUAAAAACA